Molecule: messenger RNA, 871 nt
Organism: Zophobas morio
Lineage: Eukaryota; Metazoa; Arthropoda; Insecta; Coleoptera; Tenebrionidae
Product: angiopoietin-1-like
Exons: 2
Coding region: 91-831 (246 amino acids)
Source: RefSeq, a predicted model, not a curated record
AGUUUCUCUUAAAUUUUAUCAGCUUCAUUGUUUUUCCCAGAUAACUAUUCGUAGAACACCUCAAAAAUUCUGCCUGAAAUCUGUACCAAGAUGUGUAAUAGUUUAUUAGUACUAAAAUAUCUAGUAAUCGCGUUCGCUUAUUUCCAUCUUGCUUCACCAAAGGUAGUAAGUACCGAGUACCUAAAAAAUUGCAACGAAGUUCUUAAGAAUGGUACCACCGAGUCUGGCUUUUACUACAUCCAACCACAAGACUACCCAGACCCUUUUCUGGUUUACUGCAACAUGGACAGCUCCGGAGGCGGCUGGACAACCAUACUUAACAGAGUUGAUGGGUCUCAACCCUUCAACCAGGACUGGAAGACUUACAAGUUCGGUUUUGGCAACCUGGCUGGAGAGUUUUGGCUGGGUUUGGAGAAAAUACAUUAUUUAACGAAGUACGAAAUACACGAACUUCUGUUUGAACUAGUUGAUUGGGACGAUGUAGAAGCAGAUGCGCACUAUGAUUACUUCAGUAUUGGAAAUGAAGACGAAGGUUACGAUUUGAAACUACUGGCGGGGUUUAGUGGGGCGGCUGGUGACUGUUUUAGCGAUUUGGCAGGAAUGAAGUUUAGUACGGAAGAUGUAGAUAAUGAUGCUGUUAGUACUAGCGAUUGUGCUUAUUAUGCCAAUGGGGGAUGGUGGUUCAAGGAUUGCAAGAGCGGAAAUCCGACUGGGUCGUACUACCAUGGUGGUAAUAGUUCUGGGAGCGAGUCAGCUCUGUACUGGGAUACGUUCCAUCCGGAUCACUACAGUCUUAAGGAACUUAGAAUGAUGAUCAGACCAAAAGAGUAGAAUAUUGUUCAUUGACUUAAAUAAAAUAUUCAGAAAGUUU